AUGUCGAAACAUCCACUGACCAUCUACAACAUCCUUAGUUCAGUUUUUUUCAUCACCUUAACCUUCACUUAUGCCAUUUCUAAAGAUACUGUAACACCAAAAGGAGAAAACCCAAACCCAGAUGACAAACCUUCCCAAAAAGACGAAGAUGGAGGGAAGUCAGUGUGGGCUAGCCAUUGGGCCCUUUUUAUGGGAGUUUUGAUUUUCAUCGCCGUCUCCAUGGUGCUGGCUAUGGUUUUGUGCAUUUGUCUGAAGGUCUGUCGCAAGAAGAAGGGAGGCUUUCCUCAGCCUGAAACAAUAGUGACGGAGGAACCGGCCAGACUGACGUCAUACGGGCAGGUUCAGCAGCAGGCGAUGUCCGAGAAUUCGAACGGAUUGGGAGGUCCACUUCCAGUCGACGAGGAAAGUGGAUGGAUCAUUCCACUAGACCAGAUGACGUCGGAGGAACUCGACCAAACAGAGGCAGCACUUUCGAAAGUGUGA
Messenger RNA from Helobdella robusta, 483 nucleotides. RefSeq lists its product as hypothetical. NCBI's taxonomy places the organism in Eukaryota, Metazoa, Annelida, Clitellata, Rhynchobdellida, Glossiphoniidae. The record is from RefSeq and is a predicted model, not a curated record. The coding region runs from base 1 to 483 and encodes 160 amino acids. The transcript has 2 exons.